Sphenostylis stenocarpa is the source of this 1449-nucleotide messenger RNA. The record is from the annotation of a GenBank genome assembly. Lineage: Eukaryota; Viridiplantae; Streptophyta; Magnoliopsida; Fabales; Fabaceae.
AUGAAAGCUCAACACUUGUCGACCUCUGCCGAAAUGCACGCCUGCGUGCUUCACGCGCCUUUAGAUCUCAUCUCAUACAACACUUGCUUUGAUUUAUUUAUAUUUUUUUUUUCAUUGAAUCCCACUUUCCCGGUUCAAAAAUCUGCUACUUCUUUUCUUAUAACAAACAACAACAGCGACGACUCAGCUUCCAUUCUUUGCUCCUUGGGGGCUACUCAAAACGUCGCCGUUUGUAUCAGAUUCUCAGGCGACUGGGAAAUGGUUGAGCCGGUGGAGGUUUGUAGCGAAGAGCAGCUAUCGCUCCUCUCAGAUUCGAACAAUGGUGACCGGUCCUGGCGGUUGAACUUCGAUGGGUUUCAGAUAUCUUCGGUGCACAUGGAGAAGCAAGUGAAACCCUCUCGUGGACUCCAUGACUGUUAUGGGGUUCUAGGUCAAGAGGAUAAUAUUGCGGAGUACUACCAGCAGCAAGUUGAAGUGCUUGAGGGCUUUACCGAAAUGGAUGCCCUAGCAGAGCGUGGUUUUAUUCCUGGAAUGUCAAAGGAGGAGCGAGAUAAGUUAGCAAGAAGCGAGACGUUUGCCAUCAGAUUGUCUAAUGUAGCAAACAUGGUUCUCUUUGUCGCCAAAGUUUAUGCAUCGAUCAGAAGUGGUUCCCUAGCCAUCAUUGCAUCGACUUUAGACUCCCUUCUUGACCUCCUUUCUGGAUUCAUCCUCUGGUUCACUGCGUUUUCCAUGCAGACACCAAACCCAUAUCAGUACCCUAUUGGAAAGAAACGGAUGCAACCAUUGGGAAUUCUUGUUUUUGCCUCUGUCAUGGCUACACUGGGGCUGCAAAUAAUCUUGGAGUCUGUCCGCACAUUACUAUAUUCUGGAAAUGCAUUCAACUUGACCAGGGAACAAGAGCAAUGGGUUGUAGGAAUCAUGCUUUCAGUGACUUUGGUGAAAUUCUUACUGAUGAUUUAUUGCCGCACUUUUACUAAUGAGAUUAUUAAAGCUUAUGCCCAGGAUCACUUUUUUGAUGUGAUCACUAAUGUCAUUGGCCUUAUUGCUGCACUUUUGGCAAAUUAUGUUGAUGAUUGGAUGGAUCCUGUUGGUGCUAUCAUUCUGGCGUUGUACACCAUUCGCACUUGGUCAAUGACAGUGUUGGAAAAUGUGAAUUCAUUGGUUGGAAAAUCAGCUGCACCAGAGUACCUUCAGAAACUCACAUACUUAUGUUGGAACCACCACAAGGCUGUGAGGCACAUUGAUACAGUUCGGGCAUACACAUUCGGGUCUCAUUACUUUGUUGAAGUUGAUAUUGUGCUACCAUCAGAUAUGCCCUUGCAAGAGGCCCACGAUAUUGGGGAAUCAUUGCAAGAGAAGCUUGAGCUCUUACCUGAGAUCGAGCGUGCUUUUGUUCAUCUUGAUUAUGAGUACAGUCACAAACCUGAGCACGCACAAGCUCACUCUUAG